AUGGCUGCUACUGCUACUACCGAGGCCGUUGCCUCCCAACUCAAGUCGGCGCUCAAGUUCAUCCCUCGUCGCUCGGCCGCUCGUGGCCACGCCGAUCAUGGAUGGCUCAAGUCCUACCAUACAUGUGAGUCACCCAACUCAGUAAGACCUAACUUGGAGAGCAGUACACUGAUAUGUCCCCUUCUAUUCCUCCCCUUAGUCUCCUUUGCCUCCUACCAAGACCCGGCCUUCAGCCAAUACGGUUCCCUGCGAGUGAUCAACGAAGACCGCGUCGACCCCGGUGAAGGUUUUGGUCAACACAGCCACCGCGAAUUCGAAAUCUGGUCCUACAUCAUCUCAGGUGAACUCGAACACCGCGACAGUCUCGGCAACCUCGAGAUCAUGAAACGUGGGGACAUCCAGAUGACCUCCACCGGGACCGGCAUCUCGCACUCGGAAUACAACCGUAAUUCCAAGACGCCCGUUCAUUUCGCUCAGAUUUGGGGGAUGCCUCAUACCAAGGGUCUCAAACCGUCAUACUACAACCGCCACUUCACGGACGCGGAAAAGACGAAUGUACUGGUCCGCGUCGUCGCUCCCGUAGGACGAGACGGUGUGAUCGACUCUCGAAACGCACAAGGCCCUGCACCCAUCCACAGUUAUAUCACGAUGCACGCUUCAAUCCUCGAACCGGGGCAAUCCAUCUCGUACGAACUGGCCAAGACGACCAAGCGCGCGUUCCUUCAUCUCCUAAUGCGUUCGGGGUAUCGCAAGCCUUCGGUCUCGGCGAGUGACAAGUACGAUCAUGGUGGGGCGAUUCUCAAAUUGAACAAAGGAUUGGUCUUGGAGGAGGGGGACGCUUCGUUCAUUGAGGUCAACAAGGAGGGGGAUAGGAAACUCGAGGUGAAGAAUGUGGCGGAUACCGAUGGGGAGUGGCUGUUGUUUGAGAUGGAGGAGUGA
Messenger RNA from Microbotryum saponariae, 939 nucleotides. NCBI's taxonomy places the organism in Eukaryota, Fungi, Basidiomycota, Microbotryomycetes, Microbotryales, Microbotryaceae. The record is from the annotation of a GenBank genome assembly.